Asterias rubens (European starfish) is the source of this 1825-nucleotide messenger RNA. RefSeq names its product F-box only protein 42-like. Bases 69 to 1718 code for a protein of 549 amino acids. Gene Ontology annotation, molecular function: protein binding. The record is from RefSeq and is a predicted model, not a curated record. The transcript is spliced from 7 exons. NCBI's taxonomy places the organism in Eukaryota, Metazoa, Echinodermata, Asteroidea, Forcipulatida, Asteriidae.
UUGGGCGGAACAUAGAGACGUGAACUGUGUGUGUGUUGUGUGUGUGGUGUGGUGGAUAGCUGGCAGACAUGGCGAGCAUCCGUGGAGAAACUUGUAACUGUUUACAGAUAGAAAACUUGCCAGAGGAGAUUUUAGAGAGAAUUAUGUCAUAUCUGUCUCCUUACAGUGACUGCAAAAAUGCAUCUCUUGUGUCGAGAAAGUGGCAUCGACUAAUGCGGGGUGUAAUAAAACAGCGAGAACAAGCCUUCUGCCUGGCUGCCCGAUCCGGCUCGCUAAAAUGGUCGCAUCAUGAGUGUAAUGGCAACUCGCUCUUUGGCCGUUCCAUGCACAGCGUGUGCUAUGUUGAGGGUACGAUGUACAUGUUUGGGGGCACUGUACCCUCUGAAAUGAGAUCCGCAAGUGGGACCUGUUACUGUGAUCUGCAGAAUAUGGACGUCGGUACUAGGACGUGGAAAAGGCUUAUGGCACUCGGGGAAUACCCGUCCCCCAAAGCAGCAGCCUCAAUGGUCCACCACAACGGCUCUCUCAUUCUCUUUGGCGGAUGGGCACCCCCGGUCCCAAACCCCCCUCACCAGCCGCCCCAUAUCUCCGACGAUCUUCACAUCUAUGAUAUUCCGAAGAACAAAUGGCGGGCGGUGGUCACAAGUCUCUGCCCGCCACCGAUGGCCAGCCACAGGGCAAGUAUGGUGAAUGACCUCAUGGUCAUAUUUGGUGGCAGUUGCGGGAAUCAAACAAAGUACGAUGGUGUAUGGGUGCUGUCACUCCAGAGCAUGACAUGGAAUUGUAUGAAGAUGGAAGGAAAGAGGCCACCAGCCAGGGAAAAACACGUACAGGUUGUUCUGGACGAUGGACAUAUCUUAAUCGUUGGAGGAGUGGGCAAUUAUGAAAAGGUAUUAAAUGACGUUUGGAUGCUGGAUAUAAGUGAGGUACCCUGGAAAUGGAGAGAGAUUAACAUCAUACAUCUGGAAUUUGCUGCCCCUCAAAUAUUCAGCCAUUCUUCUUGUAAGAUUGGUGACAGCAUUGUGUUUUUCAGUAAACUCCGGAGCAGCUUAAGCUUAGCCCUCAACUCUCACAGAUCAGCUCCAGCAAUGCGUGCCCCGCAACGACCCCAGCCAAACAGCCGAACGCAGUCUCACCACCCGCCCCGCCCUCAAGGAGGUGUGGAGAGAGGUUCCCUGAGCGACCUCCACACCAAUGCUAAACGUCUACGAAGUCAAUCUAGUGACAAGUCAGACACUAGGAAUCACAUCAUCCCAGCAGCUUCUUGUAACUCGUCGCCCGGUGAAAGCCAAGACUCUUCCCUGGUCGAUCAAACCCCAGUAGGCUGCCCAUGUUCACCAACUUGCCAAUGUAAAACUCCGGUAUCAAACUCAAUCUGCACUUUCAAUGAGAAGUACGGGUGCUGCAAAUCGCCGUCCAAAUUAGGGCUUAAUCCUCCACUGUAUACACGAAUUCCACACGGCGAACAACAGUAUGUGUUAGACGUGAGUACAGCGAUAAGUGAUCUUCAAGUGGCAUGGUUGGAUACACCUGAUCAGAAUGAACACAGAGCUGCGAUUAAUCCGGGCCAUCCACACAGCGAGAUGAAAUACGGGUAUGCGCCCGAAACUUUAUUCCCGUCGCUGUGUGUUGGACGGGCUGAGAUCAUCAGAUUUGGUGGCAUCUUGAAAGCGUCUAUUUAUCCUAGAGCUUUGAACAAUCACUACUUUGCUUAUUAAUGACAUAACAGGAGAAAAACCUACAAGACCGCGGGGCUUGUAGCUCAACAUUUGUACUGGACCAGAAUCAUAAUUUUGGUUUUUACCCGUACACCGAUGUGUGUUAG